AUGGAUGAUGGGCCUGGCUGCAGUAGCAGCCGCUCCCCUUCGGUCUUUUGCGGCCAGCAUUUGAAACCAGCGCGCACGAUCAGAGUGGGUGGUUCUACGGACGACCCAGAUUAUGUUCUGCAGACCGCCGUAAGCUCGGUUUCGCCACUCCUGGCAGCGUCCACGUCAGCGCCCGCCAUCAAAUCCUUUGACGUGGCAUCCGGCGCGUCCCUGGGUGACGUGGCAGCGCCCCACCCUGGCACGGUGACGGAUUUAGGGUUCGCGGAGGCGGCUUUCGGAGGGGCGGGGCCAGGAAAGGAGGUGUUGCUGUCGUCGUCGUCGGAAUCGGCGGUUUACGUUUGGGACGCGCGGGCUCGAUCGCAGGCGGCUGUGUUCCCCGCGCAUGGGGGGGCGCGCGAGCUAUGGAGCUGCAGCGGGGGAGGGGGGUCAACAGGUCACCUGCUGGCGGCAGGGGGCAACUCCCAGAUUCUCCUGUGGGACAUGCGGUCCAGCCGGCUGUUGGGGCGACUUGAGGACGCACACACAGAGGAUGUCACUCAGGUUCGCUUCCACCCUCUCCACCGCACUGCACUCCUCUCAGCCGCGCUCGACGGCCUGAUCUGCCGCUUUGACCUCUCUCCACCCCACGAGGCGUCACUCUCUGCCUCAGCAGUAACCACCCCAGCCGCAGCGGCAGAGCGUUAUGCGGAUUCCGACCCGCUCCAGUCAGUAAUAAGCCCUGGCACAUCCAUCUCCCGCAUUGGCUUCUUUGGCCCGUCUGUCUCUGCUCUUUGGUGCCUCACUAGCAUUGAGACUCUCAGCCUCUGGGAUGUCUGGACGGGCGAUCCCAUUGCAUCUUUUGACGACAUUCGGUCAACUCUCUCCGAAAAGUGGCCCCUUCAAGUCCCUGUGGAUUAUUUGAUAACAUGUGACUACUCCCCCUCACCCACCCCCCGCCUCCACCUUUUUGCCGGCUCCCACCUCGGUCAUGCAGCCUCCUUCCCCAUCUCCCUCCCCCCAAGCCUCACCAGUCCAUCCCACCCCUCGGGUCCCGCUACUGCUGCUGCCGCUGCUGAUACCCGUGAUAAUGAUGAUGAUGCCAUGAUGACAGAGCAUGCACAUGGCAGCAGCGCGAGCGUGCCACCUGGCAGCUGCCAGGUCAGCGGCCCCGACAUGCUGCUAUCCGGGGGUCAUUCAGGGGUGGUGAGGGAUGUGGUACGGUUUGCCCUUCCCAUGUCUCAUGCGGCGGGGUCUGGAGGGACAACUGUGGCUUUUUCGACAGGAGGAGAGGAUGGUUGCUUGUGCCAAUGGGAGGGUGUUGAGGGGCAGGAGGAGGAGGAGGGAGAGGAGGGUGGAGGAGUGAAGGGGAGCAAGCGGAAGGGCAAGGGGAAGGAUCGGUUCAAGCCGUACUAG
This is a messenger RNA of Closterium sp. Yama58-4, 1392 nucleotides long. The record is from the annotation of a GenBank genome assembly. NCBI's taxonomy places the organism in Eukaryota, Viridiplantae, Streptophyta, Zygnematophyceae, Desmidiales, Closteriaceae.